ACAUCCAGCGGACUUGCAGAGAGAGAGAGCGAGAGAGAGAGAGAGAGAGAGAGAGAGAGAGGGGGGGAGAGAAAGAGGAGAAAGCAGGAGAGAGAUACGUGGAGGUUGUGUUGCUCUGCCUUUUUUUUUCUCCUCUUCCCACUGCGCCGUGUUGUCUUUCACUGACUGCUCCGCGCGCGACGGCGGCGGUUCCAACUCUUUUCUCUUCCCUCCCCGUGCGCGCUCGACUCGGCCGGGUUUUCUUCUUCUCGGGUUCUCGCGGUUUUUUCUUCUUUUUUUUUCUUCUCCUUCAUCAUCUUCUCCUUUACGCACCCCUUUUUUCCCCGGGACGUUAUUCGCGGCGUGACUCGGUUCGGCGGUGGACAUGUCUUUCCCCCAGCUGGGCUACCCGCAGUAUCUAAGUGCCUCCCAGGCAGUGUACGGCGGCGACAGGCCGGGGGUCCUCGCGCCCUCGUCUCGCGGAGGGAGCGGCGACAUGGCGGGAAGUCCUUCCGCCACGGCGGCGGCGGCGGCGGUCACCUCGGUGCUGGGCAUGUACGCCAACCCGUACGCUCACAGCUACAGCGCUUUCCUGCCCUACACCAGCGCGGAUUUGGCUCUUUUCUCCCAAAUGGGAUCCCAGUAUGACCUGAAGGAGAGCCCUGGCGUUCACCCUGCCAGCUUCGCCGCCCACACCUCCCCCGCCUUCUACCCGUACGGCCAGUUCCAGUACGGCGACCCGGCGCGGCCCAAGAACGCCACCCGGGAGAGCACCAGCACGCUGAAGGCCUGGCUCAACGAGCACCGGAAGAACCCCUACCCCACCAAAGGAGAGAAGAUCAUGCUGGCCAUCAUCACCAAGAUGACCCUGACGCAGGUCUCCACCUGGUUCGCCAACGCCAGGAGGAGGCUCAAGAAGGAGAACAAGGUGACGUGGGGCACGAGGAGCAAAGAGGACGAGGAGGACGGCCACCUGUUCGGCAGCGGGGACGAGGCGGAGAAAAACGAAGACGAGGAGGAGAUCGAUUUGGAGAGCAUCGAUAUAGACAAAAUCGACGAUAACGACGGGGAUCAGAGCAACGAGGAGGACGACGAGAAGUCAAACGAGGCGAGCAGGGACCUCCGGGGGGGAUGCGGGGGGGAGCUGGACAGCUUGGAAAAGAGACGGGCCUUCGCCCUUCAGGCGCACGACGCCUUGGACAAAUCAAAGAGCGCCAUUUCGCUUCAUCCAGGGAGUAAAGAGACGUCGGACGGCAACAAUAACAACACCACAAGAGUGUUGUCCCCCGACAGACCCGGGAGCUUUCCGCUCCCACCGAACAAUAAACCCAAAAUAUGGUCCCUGGCGGAGACCGCCACCAGCCCCGACAGUUCCGUGCAGAAAUCCACGUCCCCGUCGGGACCCCCGAGCGCCCCCCACCCCUCAGCGCCCCACCACCAAAUCCAGGCCCAUCCGGCCUUCCUGCCCAGUCACGGACUCUACACUUGCCAGAUUGGGAAGUUCCACAACUGGACGAACGGCGCUUUCCUGGGGCAGAACUCUCUGCUGAAUGUGAGGUCUUUUCUUGGAGUAAAUCAACACCAUCACCAUCACCACAACCAUCAUUUGCCGGCUCAGCAGCAGCAGCAGCAGCAGCAGCAGCAGCAGCAGCAGCAGACGUCGGUGGUGGUGUCGCCGCUGACAGCUGCAGCAGCGCUCAGCAAUGACAGCAAGGUGUCACAGGAGACCCACAGUCCCAAACAUAUAGAUCACGAACACGACGUAAGAAGUGAUUCGCCUCCAACACAGCCCCUGAAGUCUUCCUUUCGACCACUACACGACAGAUCCUCCCUGCCUCCCAGCACCAGGAGUCCAGAAGCCACACAACGGGUCCUCACCGCUCUCUCCUCGGCCUGAUCAAGACGUUAUUGUGCUUCUGAUACCCCCCGGAUAAAAGACAAAAAGAAAAAAAAAAGAAAGAAAGAAAGAAGAAAAAGACUUCAUACACACUCCUAAGAGGACAAUGAAAACUAUAAUGCAGCCUAGCAUUCAGUCGGUACAGAACAAAUGAACAAAUGACGUAACUUGGUAAUAUCCUGUGGAUGGAUGGAUUACUUCCUCUAUUAUUGUGUAGCCUAUAAUCACGCCCAUGUUACACCCCCCCCUCUCCACUUUACCCAGGCUGGCUGGGACAUUUUGGUAGGCUUUUUUUUAAAUUUUAUUUUAUGUUUGUCUCUAUCUUGUGUUUUUGGUGUCUUCCUUUAAUGUAAAUACCAGGUGGUUUAAAUUUGUAAAUAGCGCGUUGAAGGAAUUUGUCCAGAUCGUAUAUUUUGCCUAAUAAACAAAAUGAAAUUAUAGAGAAAAUCA
Messenger RNA from Lampris incognitus (smalleye Pacific opah), 2326 nucleotides. It is a transcript of the gene irx1a, whose product is annotated as iroquois homeobox 1a. Gene Ontology annotation, molecular function: RNA polymerase II cis-regulatory region sequence-specific DNA binding; DNA-binding transcription factor activity, RNA polymerase II-specific. The transcript is spliced from 4 exons. Lineage: Eukaryota; Metazoa; Chordata; Actinopteri; Lampriformes; Lampridae. The record is from RefSeq and is a predicted model, not a curated record. Gene Ontology annotation, biological process: cell development; regulation of transcription by RNA polymerase II; neuron differentiation. Gene Ontology annotation, cellular component: nucleus. The coding region runs from base 365 to 1876 and encodes 503 amino acids.